AUGUUUUUCAGGGAAGUCCAUUCUUUACUCCCAUCAGAGAUCUCACACGGGGAGAAGCCGUAUUUCUGUCUUGAGAUGCGGGAAAUGUUUUUCACAGAAGUCCAAUCUUUAUAUACAUCAGCGAUAUCAUACAGGUGA
Staurois parvus is the source of this 138-nucleotide messenger RNA. The record is from the annotation of a GenBank genome assembly. Lineage: Eukaryota; Metazoa; Chordata; Amphibia; Anura; Ranidae.